AUGUCAACUAACACAGGAAAACUAACGGUACCGCCUAUUAACUGCAUCUUUAACUUCCUCCAGCAACAGACACAGGUCACUUUUUGGCUUUUUGAACAGGUCCAGAUCAGGAUUAGGGGCAAAAUUAGCGGAUUUGACGAAUUCAUGAAUGUGGUUAUUGACGAUGCUCUAGAGAUACCUAUAGAUCCCAAGAGUGGAUCAGAACUGUCUGAGAAGGCCGUCCAGCUGGGAAGAAUACUCUUGAAAGGUGACAAUAUCACCCUGAUUACUCCCGUCUCGGAUUAA
This is a messenger RNA of Lachancea sp. 'fantastica', 285 nucleotides long. NCBI's taxonomy places the organism in Eukaryota, Fungi, Ascomycota, Saccharomycetes, Saccharomycetales, Saccharomycetaceae. The record is from the annotation of a GenBank genome assembly.